This is a messenger RNA of Peronospora belbahrii, 1581 nucleotides long. The record is from the annotation of a GenBank genome assembly. Lineage: Eukaryota; Oomycota; Peronosporomycetes; Peronosporales; Peronosporaceae.
AUGAAAAACCUACUACUAAUGGUAACGCUGGCUAUAUUAUUGCAGCCUACAACCAGUAGAAAUAAUAAAAUCCCCACGAUUCAAGUGGUUAACUCGCAACAGGUUCUUGAAGUAGAUCCAAGUGUACAACAUAUUCCAUUGGACAUUUCGCAAAAGGAAUUAAGACCACCUCCAGCAAAGAUUCCGAGUACUUUUCAGAUUCACAUUGGCUCAUCAGUAUUUCGAGACGGAUAUCGCUGUGGCAAGACUCUUUUUACAGCAUUAAAGCGUGCCGUGUAUCCUGAAAGACUGCGUAUUGGAAUACUUGAGCAAUUAGCAGACGGAGACCCCAAGUGUAUAGAUGAGUAUUGCAAGAUGGCAGUGGCAGAGUGGUCCGAUUAUCCUGAGUGUCGCUACAAGGACUAUAUUCAGGUAAAUAUACGACCAGCAGCUGAAGCUUCUGGGUGCACGACUGCACGUCACCAACAGCAACAAAUGGUGGGAGAUGAAGAGUUUUGUCUUCAAGUAGAUGGUCAUAGCAUUUUUACAAAUGGAUGGGAUGAAGUCAUGUUGAACGAGUGGAAAAGAAUUGACAAUGAGAUGGCUAUCUUGACAGUUUAUCCUCACAACCUGCAUGAUUUUAUCAAGGAAAAUGGAGAUAACAAUGCACCAGACUGGAUCCCACACUUGUGCAGUACGAUCAAAGGCAGCAACGGUCUUGUUCGAAUUGCUGGGGCAAGCAUUAAGAAAAAUUCGGAGUUUCCCCAGCUGGAAGCUCUGUGGGGAGGUGGUUUGUCCUUUAGCAAGUGUCACGCAGAACGCAAUGUGCUUGUGGACUCGCAUACGCCGUGGCUUUGGGAUGGUGAGGAGUUUUUGCGCUCGAUAGAUUACUGGACGCAUGGUUAUGACUUGUACUCCCCUAGUAAAAUAGGCACGGUCUUGUAUCACAACUACUCGAAGAAACCGGAGAAUUUUUGGAAAUUUUCUGUUGAUCCGUCAGUGCAGAAGCAGCUGAUGGAGAUGACGCACAACCGCGUCCGUCUCCGUAUUGGAAUGGGAUUUAAGGGUCUAGUGGACGCUUACGAGCUGGACAAAUAUAAAUUUGGUUCAGCUCGCUCGUUUGAGCAGUACAUGAAGUUUGCAAACCAAAGUCUUGAGGGCUGGAUGAAUGAGACCAAUUCCUGCGGACAGCUGCAUUGGGUCCCGUACUUGAAUGCCACUGAGGUGGAGAAAAUUGUUGGCGACGGCUGGAAAAUGAAAGCUGAUCUCACUUUUACGCCAGUUCAAUUGGCCAACGGCUUAUUUCAACAACCGUUGCACGAAGUCGUACGAGAGAUGGAGGAAGAGCAGGUAGACGAGUCAAUGCAACCUGUAGUAGACGCACACGUGAAGAACGGCGCUAAGUUAGGCGAACAUAAGCCGUCCGUGCGGCAAGCUCUACAGGUAGCCCAUUCUUUCAAGAACAAAGCGUCUAGUAUUCCGGCAUGGGGAUUGUUGAUAGUGGUGUUUGCAGCGCUCUUCGUGACGCUCUCCAAUGACAACACCUCCCAGGCAAUUCGACGUAGAUGCAUUUCAAGAUCACCUCAUCGGAGUUAUGAGUAA